Solea senegalensis (Senegalese sole) is the source of this 601-nucleotide messenger RNA. RefSeq names its product RNA polymerase I subunit H (gene polr1h). The transcript has 5 exons. The record is from RefSeq and is a predicted model, not a curated record. The coding region runs from base 129 to 485 and encodes 118 amino acids. Lineage: Eukaryota; Metazoa; Chordata; Actinopteri; Pleuronectiformes; Soleidae. Gene Ontology annotation, molecular function: DNA-directed RNA polymerase activity; zinc ion binding; nucleic acid binding. Gene Ontology annotation, biological process: DNA-templated transcription; termination of RNA polymerase I transcription. Gene Ontology annotation, cellular component: RNA polymerase I complex.
CAGGACAGGAGGAGCAUGUUACAGUAGUGUACAAAAACCAUGCUGAUAAUAACACAACAGUAGAGGCGACUCUUGACGGAAAGUGUCCAUUUUUUUUAUUUAAGACUCAGUUUAAACAAACAGAUGAGAUGUCGUGUUUUGAUGGUAAUCCUAACUUCUGUCCUGAGUGUGGGUCUGUCCUUCCUCUGCCAGGAAUACAUGACACUGUCCUCUGUCCCCGCUGCUCCUUCUGCAUCCCUGUAGCAGAGUUUGCAGGUCAGGAGAUUCGCUCGACUGUCGUCUUCAACCCUGUGGAGCAGUCGGCAGUGACUGUGGACGAUGUGGACGAUUCUGACCUGAAGGGACCUGUGAUUGACAGACGCUGCUCUCGUUGCAAUAAAGAGGGGAUGGUUUACCACACCAGGCAGAUGAGAUCUGCAGACGAGGGACAAACGGUCUUCUUCACGUGUGUACACUGCAGGUAUCAAGAGAAAGAGGACUCCUGAGGAAAGAAAAAACAACUGCUGCAUAUUUUCUCCAUGUUUGGUUGUGUCAGUUUUUCAGAUGUGAGGAACAAAUUGUGCCAUUUUUUUUUGUAAAUAAAUCUUUACAUUGCAAAGCA